Messenger RNA from Aspergillus pseudonomiae, 1518 nucleotides. Its product is annotated as GMC family oxidoreductase. Bases 1 to 1518 code for a protein of 505 amino acids. The transcript has 4 exons. The record is from RefSeq and is a predicted model, not a curated record. Gene Ontology annotation, molecular function: oxidoreductase activity, acting on CH-OH group of donors; flavin adenine dinucleotide binding. Lineage: Eukaryota; Fungi; Ascomycota; Eurotiomycetes; Eurotiales; Aspergillaceae.
AUGGGUGUCUUCCUAGUCGAAUUUGGUACUGACUAUAUUGUCGUUGGUGGCGGGACCGCCGGCCUGGUCGUGGCGAGCCGGUUAUCCGAGAUUCCCACCGUUCAGGUCCUCGUCUUGGAGGCUGGGCCCGACAAGACCUCAGAUCCCCAGCUGCAAAAUCCAGCGUCAUGGCACGCUCUCUGCGGCACCGGCCUCGAUUGGCAAUUCAAAACGGUGAGCCAGACGGGCCUGAACAACCGCGAACAAGAUCUCCCCGCAGGCAAGGUUCUGGGUGGCUCCUCUGCCAUCAACGGGGCGGCCUUUCUACCUCCCUCGCCUGCUGGAAUCGACACGUGGAGCAGGCUAGGCAACUCGAAGUGGUCUUGGAAGGAUCUAUUGCCGUAUUUGCGGCGAACCUUUACGCUGACCACUCCUCGUGGGAUUCCUCUCUCUGAAGUUGGUCUGAAUGAGCAAGUGCAUACAGGGGCCGGUGGGCCCAUCCAAGUCACCUAUCCUGCUCUAGCGGAGAAGGCAAACCAUCCGCUCAUUUGGGCCUGGAAUAAAGUCUUUCAAGAGAAGGGCUAUGGGUUCCAGCCCGAUUUGAUCCUUGAAGGAUCUACUGUAGGCGCCCGGCCACACACUGCUACGGUUGACCCAGAUAUCGCGGCCUCGAGAAGAAAGAUCGACCCAACCUUCACGAAUGAGGUCAUCCUGGCCGCCGGAGCCUUCCAGACACCCAAGCUUCUCGAAAUCUCUGGAAUCGGCAGCAAAGCCGUACUUGCCCGCUAUGGUAUCACACCCAUCAUAGACAAUCCCGGAGUUGGCGAGAACUUACAGAACCAUUCGAUGUAUGUCCAGCCCGUCGGGCUGAAGCCCCAAGAAGGCACCGUCACCGCAGGGCUGCAAGCCUUGGCCUUUGUUCGAACUGGUGAAGAAGCCCAUCUCGCUGCAAGAUAUCUCUCUCCCACAGACCCUGAAAAUGUGAUCUGCGAUAAUAUCUUGAGAAAUUCGGAAGAAGCUUCCGCCAACUUCUUUGUGAGCACCAGGCCAGCCGGCAACGUCGCCCUCCUGGGCUUGAUUCAGUGCUAUCCCUUGUCCAGAGGUAGCAUUCAUCUUAGCAGUGGUAUAGAUGACCCUGACAGUAAACCCGAGGUCGAUCCACGCUUUUACUCGAAUCCAGUGGAUAUUGAGCUUAUGGCUAGGCACUUACAAUCCCUUUUCCAGGUCGCUGCGUCUCCCACCCUGCAGCCCUUCUUGGAUUGCUCGGCAGUAAAAGUGCCCGAGGAUUUAGAGGCAGCUAAGACUCUUCUCCGCGCAUCGGCUCUCACUACCCACCACUCAUGUGGCACAGCUGCCAUGUUGCCUCGUGAACAGGGUGGGGUGGUCGAUCAAGACUUGAAAGUCUAUGGGACAAAGAGCUUGAGGGUCGUGGAUGCUAGUGUCUUCCCAUUGAUCCCGUAUGGGAACCCAAUGGCGACCGUGUAUGCGGUUGCUGAGAGGGCAGCCGAUCUGAUUCAAUCAACAGUGGAUAAGAAGUAA